AUGGCUUUUGAGAAUGCCAGUAAACGACCACCCCAGGACUUUGUAGCUCCUAUGGAUCCAAAAAAAAGAAAGGUCCAGUUUUCCGAUAAUACUGGCCUGGUAACACUUCAAUCAGAGGAAAUAAAAGAUGAAGAGUUUUCAACAGCCAUGUAUAGCAGGUUCGUGAAAUCUGCCCUAGAUGAUCUGGAUAAGAAUGAUUCAACCCAGAUCGGCAUAAUUGCCAAUCAAGUAGCGCUUCCGAAAAAGAAUCCUGAGAGAAUCGAUGAUAAGAAUUUCAAUAUUCUUUUGGAUAUCUUAUCUAGUAAUAUUAACAGGAUAGAAUCCUCCAGGGGAACUUUCCUCAUACAAUCUAUUAUAAACUUUGAGAAGUGGUGGGAAUUGCCUCCACAAACUCUAAGUAAAUAUAUAUAUUUCAUCAAAAUCCUUUGCUCGAGUAUACCCAAAUGGUGGCAAGACGUUUCGAUGAUACUGGUAUCUUGUUUUAUUUUACCAAUCGAACAGACAGUGUGUCAUCAUGACAUGCUUAAGUAUUUCUUAAGGAUGAUCCCCUCUUCGAUGGGAUUCAUAGAUACAUAUUUGGCCAAAUUUUUCCCAAAUAAAAACGAUACUCGGAGAAAAUUGGUUAAUUACACUUCAAAUUUGCUGAAAUUGAGAGGCUACUGCUCCGAACUAGGGUUCCAAAUCUGGUCCUUACUGAUAGAAAAAAUUAUUUCGAUUGAUGUUGAAUUACAAAAUGAAUUGGAUGAAUUGGAUGAUGAUGUAGAUGAUGAUGACCUAGAGGAAGUUGAUAUAGAGGAUGACGACGAUUUAGAGGAUGAUUCAAGAGACGAUAAUGACGAAAACUGCGAGGAUAGCGGUAAUGAAGAGUUAAGAUCCGGAGAAACAGACGCUAAUCAAAGUGACAGUGAAGAUUUGGACAUCAUUGAAGGUAUGGACGGUGCAGAAGAAUAUAAUGUGGAGUUGACGCAAGGAAUCAAAGAACUUUCUACCAAAUUGGACUCUAUCUUAACAUUAGUAAGCACCCAUGUAGAGGAGCAAGUAACGCCAGAAAGCUUAGAAAGUGGCGAAGGGGUAGGAGUAUUCAAUACUUUAACAACAUUAUUCAAAACACACGUUCUACCCACGUAUUAUACCAGAUCGAUUCAAUAUAUUAUGUUUCAUGUUUCACAACAACAACUAGAACUAAUGGAUUCAUUUUUAGUCACACUUAUAGAUAUAUCAUUUGCCGCCAACGAAGCUGCAGAGAAGAAGAUUAAGUCAUUACAAUAUUUGGGAUCAUAUAUUGCAAGGGCCAAGAAACUUUCCAGAACUCAAAUCAUUUUCGUUGCAAGCUAUUUAACGUCGUGGUUAAACAGAUAUGUUAUCGAAAGAGAGGAAGAAGUUGACCAACGUGGGGGUAUGGAAAGGUUUAAACAUUUCUAUGCUGCAUUCCAAGCACUUUGUUACAUCUUCUGCUUCAGGCACAACAUCUUCAGAGAUACUGACGGUAACUGGGAAUGUGAACUGGAUAAGUUCUUUCAAAGAAUGGUCAUUUCAAAAUUUAACCCAUUAAAGUUUUGCAAUGAAAAUGUUAUGCUGAUGUUUGCUCGUAUUGCCCAACAAGAAAGUGUUGCGUACUGCUUUAGCAUAAUUGAAAACAAUAAUAAUGAAAGACUGAGAGGAAUUAUCGGCAAGGCUGAUAGCGACAGGAAGGAAAAUUCGGUACAAGCAAACACUGCAUCAUCUUCUUGGUCGUUGGCCACUCGACAGCAAUUUAUUGACCUGCAGAGUUACUUCCCAUUUGAUCCUCUGUUCCUGAAAAACUAUAAGAUUUUAAUGAAGGAAUACUACAUAGAGUGGAGUGAAGCAAGCGGCGAAUAUGAAAGUGAUGGGUCAGAUGACUAA
Molecule: messenger RNA, 1884 nt
Organism: Saccharomyces paradoxus
Lineage: Eukaryota; Fungi; Ascomycota; Saccharomycetes; Saccharomycetales; Saccharomycetaceae
Gene: RRN3
Product: rDNA-binding RNA polymerase I transcriptional factor
Exons: 1
Coding region: 1-1884 (627 amino acids)
Biological process (GO): transcription initiation at RNA polymerase I promoter
Cellular component (GO): nucleus
Molecular function (GO): RNA polymerase I core binding; RNA polymerase I general transcription initiation factor activity
Source: RefSeq, a predicted model, not a curated record